This is a messenger RNA of Cucurbita pepo subsp. pepo (vegetable marrow), 1878 nucleotides long. RefSeq names its product SWITCH/sucrose nonfermenting 3A (gene SWI3A). The record is from RefSeq and is a predicted model, not a curated record. NCBI's taxonomy places the organism in Eukaryota, Viridiplantae, Streptophyta, Magnoliopsida, Cucurbitales, Cucurbitaceae. Gene Ontology annotation, molecular function: protein binding.
CUGCGCUUCUUACAUCGCAGAAAUACUAAAAGCUACGUCGGACUCGACUAAGCUCACCGCGCGGUUCGCGAUGGACACCUCACAGCGGGAACCGAGUGAUAGACGAGUUCCAGACGAACCAGAGCUCGAUCUGUACACCAUUCCAAGUCACUCCAGUUGGUUUUCGUGGGAUGAAAUUCACGAAACUGAGAAGUCUGCUUUGAAGGAGUUCUUUGAUGGAAGCUCAAUAUCAAGAACACCGCGCAUAUACAAAGAGUAUAGAGAUUUUAUUAUCAAUAAGUACAGGGAAGAGCCUUCAAGCAGGCUUACAUUCACCGAAAUUCGUAAGUCACUCGUGGGGGAUGUUAAUUUGCUUCAUAAGGUGUUUAUUUUCUUGGAGACAUGGGGGUUGAUCAACUUUGCCGCAACUUCGGAUGGUAACGAUUCCGAGGAUGUGGUAGAUGGAGACAGCCCUACAAUUAAGAUUGAAGAGGGGGUUCCCAAUGGGAUUCGUGUGGGAGCAAUGCCGAAUUCGGUCAAGCCAAUUUCAGCGCCACCUGUUGUGGAAGACAGUUCUAUCGUUAAUGGGAGCGGGUUUAAAUCGCCCCCUCUGACUUCUUAUUCAGAUGUUUUCACUGACUUGUUGAAGCUGAAGAUUUUAGUGUGUGGGAAUUGUGGUCAGUCUUGUGGAUCUCGAUACCAUCAAUGCGCCAAGGAUGGUUAUUUAAUUUGCGAAAAUUGUUUCAAUGAUAAAAAUUACGGGGAGCAGAGGCUUUUGGAAGAUUUUGAGUUGAAGACCAAGGAGUUCAUUGAAGAUAGCGUUAAUACCGGAGCUGUGUGGACUGAGGCAGAAACUCUGCUUCUUUUGGAAUCCUUUUUGAAGCAUGGAGAUGACUGGGAACUCGUUGCUCAAAAUGUUAAAACUAAGACUAAAUUGGAUUGUAUAUUGAAGCUCGUGGAGUUGCCUUUUGGGGACUUCGUGUUACGUUCUGAAGCUCAAAGGAACGAGGCUAGAGGUCCCAAUAACAACGUCACCAGUGAAAAAGAAAUUAGACUCUCUCCAUCUAACAAUCAGGAGGUUGCCGGAAGUGAAGACCAGGACAUAAAUGAGGACAAAGAUGAAGAGAAUCAAGGUCCUCCCAAGCGACAGUGCACUGCUUCUGUUCCAGAUACGAGCAGUUCUCUGAUGAAACAGGUAGCUUUGAUAUCAAGCAUGGUUGGGCCACAUAUUAUGGCGGCUGCUGCUACUGCUUCUGUUGCUGCACUUUGUGACGAAAACUUAUAUCCGAAAGAAGUCUUUGAUGAUCAAGAUUUUUUUGUACCUAAUGGAUUGUGUUCUGCGGCUUCCACCGAAUCAAAUCAUGAGGUUGAGAGAAUUCUCGAUAACGAUGAUUCAGUGCCGAAGGAGGAGAGGCCUCAAUCAGGUGAUAUAAUGGUAGAGGACAAAGAUGACAUUCCUUUGAUCUUGCGAAUUAGAGCUGCAACAGCAACAGCACUUGGCGCUGCUGCCGCACAUGCAAAAUUACUUGCUGAUCAAGAAGAGAGAGAAAUUGAAUAUUUGUUGGCGAUAAUGAUAGAAACACAGAUGAAGAAGAUGCAACGCAAAAUUAAGCAUUUUGAAGAUCUGGAGGAAAUAAUGGAAGCAGAAUACCCUGUGAUUGAGGAGCUAGAAGAUAAACUGUUGAUGGAACGGGUUAGUGUGUUGCAAUCUGCAUUUGAUCUUGGUAUCUCUAGGUGGAAGGAUUACCCUUCUGUGAGAUCUUGACCACUAUUCUUGUACUCUUUACUUAUUAUACACAAAGUCUGUCUGUCCCAAAUGAUAUCAUUCGAUGUAAUGCAAAGAAAAUAUCUGUAUCUUAAUCUCACGUUAAAGAUUAUUCCACACUUGAUGUCUGGUGA